Molecule: messenger RNA, 4012 nt
Organism: Nasonia vitripennis (jewel wasp)
Lineage: Eukaryota; Metazoa; Arthropoda; Insecta; Hymenoptera; Pteromalidae
Gene: Hasp
Exons: 4
Coding region: 371-3787 (1138 amino acids)
Cellular component (GO): extracellular region
Molecular function (GO): peptidase inhibitor activity
Source: RefSeq, a predicted model, not a curated record
UAUUCCUGGAUUCGGCGGAGGAGCUCCCGAGCCGCAGUACGCGUAAAAACUGUAAUCCUGCCGGAAGACGCCGGAGCGGCAGCGCGCGACAUCGAGCUCGAGACUCUCUCAGCUCGUGCUCUCUUUCUCCGUAUAGUCGUCAGUCUCGCAUCUCGGUCCGUUGUCGCAUCGGCCGCCGCCGCGGAUGAUCCGCUGGUUCCGCGCGGGCUGACACGAGCCCCUCGCCGGGAUCAUGUAGAGAGCCGCGCGCCGCAGCCGCGAGAACAGCAGUGCAGUAGCCGAAGCAGAGAGUGUCGUGCGCCGGGAGGAGGAGGAGCAGCAGUAGCAGCAGACGAGACAGUUAAGAGCUUGCACUGAUCGCGCGCCGAGUAUGAGGCGAGCGCGAGUGACGCUGCUGCUUCUGGCCCUGCUGGGCCUGAUGCUGCUAAUGACGAUCAGCGUCGCCGAGGCCAAGCUCCAGCAGCAGCAGACCGUCAAUGCCGACGAUGACGACGACGACGAUGACGAUGACUGGGAGGAGGAUAACUACCCGUCCAAGCCGGAGAUCGACGAUGACGGCCGGGUUUACAAGAACCCGCGCAACUCGCCGUCGGCCCACUGCCCGCGCGACAUCGAGCUGGCCCUCAUCCUCGGGCAGAAGUGCCUGCGAAAGUGCUCCACCGACGAGGACUGCAAGAGCAAGAAGAAAAAGUGCCGCUGUGAUGGCAUUUGUGGCAUGACCUGCAUCAAGCCCGACCGCGAGUGCCCCGAGCUCACCGAGAUCGAACACGGCGUCAUGGUGGUGAGCGGCAGGUUCUUCGGCGACCGGGCCAACUAUACCUGCGACCCCGGCUACAUCGCGGUCGGGCUCUCAGAGCGCAUCUGCCGAGCCGACGGACACUGGACCGGUGUGCCCCCGACCUGCAAGAAGGACCCGCAGAGCUUCUGCGGUGUGCCCAACAAGCUGCCCAACGCGAGGCACAACGCGUUGCCAGAGCAGACAAGUUUCGACGUGGACAGCAUGGUUCAGUACUUCUGCGACCACGGCUACGAGACCAAGGGAUCGCCCAAGGCCAAGUGCCUGAUGACCGAGGGAGUGGCCAGCUGGUACGGGCCCGACAUCACCUGCGAGGCCAGAAGCUGCGGCCCGCCGGCCGACAUCCUCAACGGUUGGCACGCAGGCGAAUGCUACAACUACGACUGUCACGUCUCCUACCACUGCGCCGACGGCUACGAGCUCGUGGGCAAGGCCGAGAAGAUCUGCGUCGCCGACGGCACGUGGCUGCCGGCCGAGCUUCCCAAAUGCGUCGAGGUGACGUCGGUCGAGUGCGAUCCGCCCGAGAACCCGGUUAACGGCAAGGCCAUCUACACCAGCUACGCCUACAACUCGGUCGUGUCGUACGAGUGCACACCCGGCUACACGAUCGUCGGCGCGGCCACGAGACGCUGCAGCGCCGAUGGCAAGUGGACGGGUCAGGUUCCUGCCUGCCGGGAGAUCAACUGUGGCUUGCCCGGAACCCUCUACAAUGGCUGGAUCGACAACAUCGAGAACGGAACGGGCAUGGGCGCGAGUCUGAUCUUCCGCUGCAAGGAGCGCAUGAAGCUGGAGGGCCACAGCUCGAGCCUCUGCCAGAUGGACGGCAAGUGGCGGUACCCGCUGCCCCAGUGUCUGGCCCCGUGUAUCGUGCCGCACAUCGACCGGGGCCAUGUGUACGUCGCGUCCGACGAGCGUGACCACAUCAACAAUGUGACGGUGGCCGAGCACGGCAAGCGCCUCGUCGUCGAGUGCGUGCAGGACUACGAGUUUGCCGCGGCGAGCAUCACGCCGGUAGUCUGCAACAACGGCACCUGGUCGAUCGUCCCGACCUGCUCGCCAGCGCGCUGCAAGCUCAUGCCCAAGCCGCCCAAGAACGGUAUGGUCAUUGCACCCAAGACCGACCACGGCAUGAAGGCCGUGUUCAAGUGCAAGGACGGCUUCGAGCUCGUCGGGGGCGGACCCUACAACAACAGCUACUCGGUAGAGUGCCAGUACGGCAACUGGACGGGCGACAUACCCCACUGCAUCGAGGUCUACUGUCCGUUCCCCGGUUACGUGCAGAACGGCAAGGUCCUCCUCGUCGGCAACAUGGGCGUCUACGACUACCGGCCCUACGUCAAGAAGGUCGUCAACAACAAGCAGAUCAUGUACGACUGUGACAAGGGAUACUACCUGAGCGAGGGUCCGCCAGGCGCGACCUGCAUCGGCGGCUCCUGGAGCCCAAAGGAGCUGCCCAAGUGCACCCUGGGACAGCACCCGAGGAUCCGAUGGAACAGGCGGCGCAGGUCUAUCGGUGCGGACAAGAACGAAACCGUCGUGAUGGCUUACCGGAAGUUCAUCGACUUCUUCCGCAAGAUUGGCAAGAAGCUGCUGGAGCUCGAAAUGGAGAAGAGCCACGAGGCGAUGAUGAACAGCGCCAGGAAGGAGGUCAAUCGCACGUCGAAUUCCACCGGGCAUCAGCUCACGAGUAGCAGCAAUAGCAGUAGUGGCUCGAAUUUCGUGGCGCAUCGCAACGGUAGCAGCAAGGCUCACGCGAGCAAGGCGCGUACCAGAGACGAGAAGAUGAUAGACUUCCUGAGGAUCGUCUACCGCAAGCUGCAGCGAAUCGAUUCGCGGCACGCGAGCAACGACACCAACGUCACGAUGCAUGAGCUGCUUAACGUCCUGAGCAAGAACUUCUUCCACGUCGACUUGUCGGAGCCGCGACGAAACGCCUCGGGCAAGGCCCACGACAGCUACGAAUCCAAGAGUCAGAGAGAGUUCACGAAGCUCAAGAGGGAAUUCGAGAGGAUUAUGAAGUUCUACAAUAAAUCGCUGCGCUGGAGCGAGAAGCACUUGCGAAAGGAUCUGAGGAAAAAGAAGAAGAGUCAGCAGCAGCAGCAAGGUCACCAGAAGGAUGCCGAGAAGGACAAACAGAAGACGAAGGAGAAGAAGAAGGAGAAACAGCACAAGUCGCCCAACUACUACAAGGGAUUCUACGAGUUCAUCAACGACUACGUCAGCCAGAAGCUGACGGCGUUGGAGGCGCAGAACGCCACGGAGGAGCUCAUCAGAAAAAUGAGGAUCGACAAGAUCUCGGUACGCAACGGCACCAUGUUCACCGUCGGCGAGAUCUACACGUUCUUCAAACAUAUCAUAGAGGCCAAACUCAACUCGUCCAAGGCAGAUAACGAGACUGUCAGCACUGCUGCUACUACUACUACUGGUAAUACGAGCACUACUUCCACUACCACUGAUUCCAGAACCACGGCUUGGCCGUAUCCCGGAGCGAGCAAGAAGGUGUCGCCGACAAAGAGUCCACGGAAGACGAGUACGUUCUCGCCGCCGAGGCCCACAACGACGGCCCCGGCGCCGACGACGAUAGCGACGCCGAAAAUGAACAAUCUGAUCGUAUCGGAGAACGAGAUCCCGGCGCUGGAGAUUGAAAAUAGCGGAGAGAAGCCGCGCAGCAAGAGGAUUCGCGACGCCUCGACGCGGUCGCCGAUAGCCGAGGUCAGGCGAAAACUGCUGUCCAUCAACCACCCCCUGGGAGGAGGCGAGAGCGCGUCGUUCGCGUUCAAAUCGGAGCUGGCGCGGCAGCAGCAGGGUCGCUUCAAGCGCUUCCUACCGGUCAACGCCGAGCUGGCGGAGAAUCAAAUGUUUCUUAAGAAUUUGUAUCUGAACGCGUACGAGGAGGAGUACAAGGCGAACGUGAAACGUUCCAUGUCCCUGAACAAUCAACGAGCGAGUAUCUGGUCGCGUGAGGCGACGAGUCAGCGGCAAAUCAACUGAUUGCGAGCAACAUCAAAUGGUUUUAUUGUGAUAUUAUGGAAUUUAUUGGUAAAAUUACUCGAUGAUUAUUAAACAACUGAUUUUAUGCGAUUAUACACAUAAUUAUAUUAUACACGCGAUCUAGUUACUCUGUUUCCCCGACCCCCUUUUCGUCGAUAGCCGCACUGUAACGUGUGUAUCCGACGUUUUUUGAUGAUAAAUAAAAUCUUUUCCAUACACUACCGA